AUGGCACCUCCAGAGCAGAGAAAACAUGCAUCAACAAUGGCCAAUCAAAGCAAUAACUGGUGCCCUUGUGGCAUUUUAUGUCUCAUAGUCCUCAACAACUUACGUGCAGUUUACUGUGGAGAUGGCAGCGAAAAGAUCCUCAAGAUUGUGUUGGGGUUCAAUCCUUUGACCAUGGUUGGACAUGCUAUAGGUUGUAGGUGGAGAAAUCAAGAUCGGCAAGUGAUUUUGGUUGAGAUAAGUUGUACAAUUGAACGUUUGUCGCACACUAUUGAUGCUGUGCAACAAAAGGAACUCGUGGGAGCGCGAAUUGAGAUUCUAGAAGGUGACUGUGACCCUUUAGACAUACCAGAAGGUGGUCGUAAGGAUGAGACUCAUUCCAUGAUGCUGGAGCCAUAA
This is a messenger RNA of Dovyalis caffra, 396 nucleotides long. NCBI's taxonomy places the organism in Eukaryota, Viridiplantae, Streptophyta, Magnoliopsida, Malpighiales, Salicaceae. The record is from the annotation of a GenBank genome assembly.